AUGGGGAAGAAGUAUAACCAGCUGCAUGAGUCGCCAGCGAACAUCCACUGGUCACGCGAUGAACAGACGAUUUAUUAUCUUGGAAUGGGAGUUGAGCUUGAAAAGGUUAGGGAAAUGUGCCAUGACUUGAUAGGAUUACUACAAAGAUUACUAUACAAUCUGCCGUUUGAUUCAGAGCUGCCCAUGGUAGAUUUGAGCCAGAUUGUUGACAGCAUGGCUUGGAACACGAAAUUUCGACAGUCUGAGUACAGCUUCAUCAACCAUGUUAAGAAUCGAGAGCGUACGGAUGUAGGUUAUCAGUAUCUGCUUAAACGUGCAAGGAAGGGAAGCAAGGAGUGGCAGUUGCUUCAAAGAGCAGGCGAUGGAUCAUACAAAUGGAACGACUCACAGAAGCAGGCGUACUUGAAUCAAGAGCGUCAGUUCUUACGAAAGUUGAUGGUUACUUUGCAUGUCACAGGUGGCCAGCCAGCUCGAGGACCAGAGAUUGGAUCGAUCAAGAUGUGCUUCUUAACCAUGUACGAUAAGGCAAGAAAGAGGAGGGGAAACACAGAUUACAUUGUUCGGUUCUUGCCCAAUGAGACCAACGAGAGUCAGAGUACUUGUUUGGUGAUAAUCGAGGGCCAUGGGCAGGAGCUCACGCAAGCUUUAAGCAAGGCAACAAGUAAGGGGCUAGGUGUACGGUUGACAGUGCAGAGCUGGCGACACGUAGCCAUUGGAAUUGCUGUACGGCAUUUACUACGAGCAAGCAAGACGUGGGAGAAGGACGAUGAAGAGGAUGAAGGAGAGUUUGCAGAGGGUGAUGAUGAAGAAGAGUUGGAGCAGAACACAUUCCGACAUAUCAUGGUUAGACAAUCAGGGCAUGGGCAGAGAGUAGCCCAAGCUCAUUAUGCAGUUGACGGAGCAUUCUUGCAUCGACUAGGCCCAGAGUUAAUCACAGCAUAUGAGCAAGCUUCAGUAGCAUGGCACGAGUUGUUAGGGUUGGCACAGGCUGAGGGGAAAGGAAAGCAUGGGCGACAAGCCAGCCAGCAAUUAACACCAGUUGGCAUCAAACGAGAGAGGAGAGAGAGCAAGCAUGGGGUGAAGGCAAAGGCAUUAGAUGGGUUGCGACGGAUCUAUGGCCCACAAGCGCAGCCACGAUCUGAAGGACAAGCUGCAGCACUACAACUUGUUCACCAGCCCCCAGUCACAUCGAUUAUCGUGUUGCCCACAAGCAGUGGCAAGUCAGUGCUGUUCUUUUCAGUGGCUGCCAUGGCUGUUGACCAGACAGUGAUUGUGGUCGUUCCAUUCACAGCACUAGUUGAAGAUAUCGUGGCUCGAGGACAGGCUGCUGGGCUGCACUGUAAAGAGUGGAGCUAUAGUAAUCAUUAUAGUAGUCAAGAGUUGGUGCAGCUGCUGGUUGUCAGUGCUGACCAGGCCGUCAGUGGGCAGUUUCUCCACGAGGCUAAGGGGUACGAGUUGAAUGGGCAGCUAGCUCACAUGUUCUUUGAUGAAUGCCAUGUUGCAUUUACAGAUACAUCAUAUCGAGAGCGGCUUCGAGAGCUGUGGAAACUACGGGACAGCAAGGAUGAGGCACCAUCCGACAUUGCCGUAAAGCAUGUGCAGCAGGUGACGCUGGGCCAUGGGAAGCGAGGGGUCAUAUACGUGCGGAGUUAUGACACGGGUAGGUUGAUCAGCGAGUUAUUGGAGUGCGCAUUUUAUCGAGCGAGAGCAGACGAUAAGGGGGAGGUUUUACGGCGAUGGGCGAGCGGGGAGGGUGGAUGGAUUGUUGCGACGGGGGCAUUGGGGACGGGAAUCAACAUUGAGGGGAUCAUGAUGAUUGUUCACGUGGGUCGGCCGUAUGGGUUGACGAGCUUCGUGCAGCAGUCUGGGUGUGGAGGGCGAGGUGGGGAGGUGAGUGAGUCGGUGAUCAUCACGCGGGUGGAGAGCAGCCGGGGUUGGAAGCGGAGGGAGAUUAUGAGUGAGUAUUCAGUGGAGCAGGUUGACGAAGAUGCGAUGACGGAAUUCAUUGAGAGCCAGGGAUGUCGGCGGGUUGUGUUAAGUCGACACAUGGAUGGAGCGGAGGAGGGCAGUUGCGGGCAGACGGACAGCGUGUUUUGCGACCGGUGCAAGAUGAAGAGUGGCAGAGGAGUGGGGGCGGAGGUGAGGGGAGGGGUGGAGGCCACGGAAGAGGUGGAGGCCACGGAAGAGGUGCCGAAUGGGUCGCAGAUGAUCCAGAGGCGGUUGCAGGCCGUAGAAGAAUGGGAUGAGCAGAUGAUGGAAGUGAUGGAUGAGGUGCGAGGACAUUGCAUAUACUGCCGAUUCAUCCGUGGAGGGGAUGUUGAAGAGGAAGGGGCGCAUGCGUAUGAGGAUUGUGUUUUGGCAGAGGCGUCAGGGAGUGGAUAUGUCAGGUACUGGGAGUGGCGGAAGAUGAUUGAUUUGGGGAGGUAUCAGCAUUGUUGGAAGUGCGGUUGUCGCAGAAGAUAUGCCGACGGAUGGAGGAUGACGGGUGGUGUGAAUAUCCCGAGGUGA
Messenger RNA from Pseudogymnoascus destructans, 2508 nucleotides. RefSeq lists its product as uncharacterized. Gene Ontology annotation, molecular function: nucleic acid binding; 3'-5' DNA helicase activity; ATP binding. The transcript is spliced from 5 exons. Bases 1 to 2508 code for a protein of 835 amino acids. Gene Ontology annotation, cellular component: cytoplasm; nucleus; chromosome. NCBI's taxonomy places the organism in Eukaryota, Fungi, Ascomycota, Leotiomycetes, Thelebolales, Thelebolaceae. The record is from RefSeq and is a predicted model, not a curated record. Gene Ontology annotation, biological process: double-strand break repair via homologous recombination.